Molecule: messenger RNA, 1272 nt
Organism: Magallana angulata
Lineage: Eukaryota; Metazoa; Mollusca; Bivalvia; Ostreida; Ostreidae
Product: C-type lectin domain family 10 member A-like
Exons: 7
Coding region: 139-744 (201 amino acids)
Molecular function (GO): signaling receptor activity
Source: RefSeq, a predicted model, not a curated record
CGUGUGUCAAACAAAUACAGUGACAUAACGCUUAAUCUGUGCUUCCUAAAAGAACGUCUCGGUCAUUUUUAUCGAAGAUCACCACAUUUCGUCUCCACGCUUCGUCAGUUAUUGAAAGGUUAGAUCUGCCCCCAAAAAAUGAGUCUUAUCAUUUUUAUGGUUACUCUGAUCGCUUAUACUGAGGGCCAAUCUCUGUACAAUGACAUUGAGAACGACAUAUCGUUUUAUACCACACAAGCCUGUUAUAAAGAAUGCUAUGAUAGAGAUGUGCAAUUGCAAACACAAGUAACGAAUCUAGAAAAUCAACUGAAUUCGCUUAGAGAAAAGGAGGAGAUUUUGCAAUUUCAGCUUAAAUGUGAAAACAAAACAGGAAAAUAUCAAGCAGGAAAUGUUACAGAUACUCAGUAUUGCUUCAUUCGUUCAUCAUUAACAUGGGAUGAUGGGAAGACGAAAUGCCAAUUAUUUAACUCGUAUCUUCUUGAGAUCAACUCUGAGGCAGAACAAAACUGGUUAAUGGAAGAAAUUUCAGAAGACAGGUGGUGGAUUGGAGCCAGAGAGGACACAGACAAUGAAGUUUGGGUGUGGGAUCACUCAGGGGAUGAGCUGGUCUUCCAAAACUGGGAUACAGUUGGGUCUCAACCAAGCGGUGGCACUGCUGAGGAUUGUGCUUUGUCAGAUGAGGGCCUUUGGCAUGAUUAUCCGUGCGAUUCAAGAUAUAAUAUAAUUUGUGAGAGGGGCAAAUAAUAUAAGAGAUACACUGAUUAUUAUGCCAAUGCUUAUAAAAUGAUCAACACAAGUUUUUACUCAUUAAACAAUGUUGAAAACGCAAUUCGCUAGCGGAAUAAUACAUGCAAUGCUAAGGUGUACCGAAGAGCUUUUUUUUGGGGGGGGGGGGGGGCAGUGUUUUGUGAAUCAUUGAAAAACAAUUAUAUGAUUAAACGUACUUCUAUUUCAUAAAAAUGAAAGCAAAAGUUCUUUUUGUGACAUUGUAUAUAAUAAUUAAUCAAUCAGUUUGUCACUCCUGCACGUAGCAUACACCGUGACCUUUGCUAAUUGGAUCAGCGUUGGAAUUUACAUUAUAACUGCUUUCAAUUCAUCCGUUAAUAGGGGAAAUCAUAAAUCAUGGAGCAUGCACUAUCUAUAUUUUGUUGAUUAUAAAAAAAAGUACUAACUAUAGUUGAUGACGCAUUUAUUAGAAAAUUGGAGUAUGAUGUCAGUUUUGAUUGUACGAAAGAAAAAAAAAUUAUAUGGCUUAAAUAAAAUAUAUUCUAU